Pungitius pungitius (ninespine stickleback) is the source of this 3654-nucleotide messenger RNA. It is a transcript of the gene pkn2a, whose product is annotated as protein kinase N2a. The transcript has 23 exons. Gene Ontology annotation, biological process: peptidyl-serine phosphorylation; intracellular signal transduction. NCBI's taxonomy places the organism in Eukaryota, Metazoa, Chordata, Actinopteri, Perciformes, Gasterosteidae. The record is from RefSeq and is a predicted model, not a curated record. Gene Ontology annotation, molecular function: ATP binding; small GTPase binding; protein serine/threonine kinase activity. The coding region runs from base 312 to 3236 and encodes 974 amino acids.
AGCUGCACUGGGACAGAUUUACGCCUGACGGAUCUUUUUUUUUUAUUUUUUCAUUCCGUAUCCAUGAACACACCAGUCCGCCCUCCAGGAGCCACUCUAGGACGGCGUGGUCGCGUCAAUGAAGUGUGAAGACGACACGGGGAGCCCGGUGUACCCGGGAGGACCGAUGAUUUGGUCCAAAUAAACACUUUAUUUUUUUUUUUCUUCCUCGUCGCCGGAGAGGGAAACUUGAAACGAGGCUGAGUUUUUUUUGGGAGUUCCACCUCCCCUCCUCUCUCCCCGUAGGAUUUGAUUCAAAGGCGAAAACCAAGAUGGCCGCCGAUUCCGUGCAGGGGGAUGCCAGGGGCCAGCUGGUGGCGGAGCGACUCGGUCUGGGACACAACCUGGACCUGUCCGACACGAUGGUGCAACAGAAGCUCGAUGAGAUCAAGGAGCAGAUCCGACGGGAGAUCCGGAAGGAGCUGAAGAUCAAAGAAGGCGCAGAGAAUCUCCGAAAGGUAACAACGGACAAGAAGAGCCUGGCUUAUGUUGACAACAUGCUGAAAAAGUCUAACAAGAAGGUUGAGGAGCUUCACCAGGAGCUGCAGGAGCUCAACGCCCACAUAGUGGUCAAAGACCCUGAGGAACUGCUAGAAUGCCCUUUGACCCCAGACACGCCCAACAGUGAGGCGAGAAUGUGCACCAGCAGCAGCCGCCUCGCCGCACUGAAAAGACAGAACGAUAUUGAGCUCAAGGUCAAGCAGGGUGCAGAGAACAUGAUUCUGAUGUACUCCAACGGGCCCUCCAAGGAUCGUAAGUUGCUAGCGACCGCACAGCAGAUGCUUCAAGACAGCAAGACCAAGAUAGAGUUCAUCAGGAUGCAGAUCCUCAAGGCCAGCCAGGCUAGCGAGCUGAGCUUCGAUAACAACGAUGUGAUGGACAAGCCCAUCAUCAGCCCGCUGGACCUUCGGGUGGAGGAGCUGUGUCACCACGCCAAGAUAGAGUCCGCCGUGGCGGAGGGAGCCAAGAACGUCAUGAAACUCCUGGGCACCGGAAAGGUUACAGAGAAGAAAGCCCAUUCAGAGGCCCAGGCUCGUUUCAAUGAGUCCAGUCAGAAGCUCGACCUCCUGCGGUAUUCCUUGGAGCAACGCCUCAACGAGUUGCCUAAAAACCACCCUCGCAGCAGCAGCAUCGUGGAGGAGUUGUCCCUGUUGUCCUCGCCGGUCCUCAGCCCCAGAUCCAGCAUCAUUGCCACGCAGAACCAGUACAGCACGGUGACCAAGCCAGCUGCCCUCACAGGCACAUUGGACGUGAGGCUCAUGGGCUGUCAGGACCUUCUGGAGAACGUGCCCGGUCGUUCCAAAGCUGCAUUUGUCCCGCUGCCCGGCUGGAGCCCCAGCGAGACGCGCUCGUCCUUCAUCAGCCGAGCGAACCGGAACCGCGGCGUGAGCUCACGGAACCUGACGAAGAGCGAGGAGCUCUCCAAUGAGAUCAGCGCCGUGUUAAAGCUGGACAACACGGUGGUCGGCCAAACGAGCUGGAGGUCGGUCAGUAACCAGGCCUGGGACCAGAAGUUUACAUUGGAGCUGGACCGGUCCCGUGAGCUGGAGAUCUCGGUGUACUGGCGCGACUGGCGUUCGCUCUGCGCCGUCAAGUUCCUGCGACUGGAGGACUUCCUGGACAACCAGCGUCACGGGAUGUGUCUGUACCUGGAGCCCCAGGGGAUGCUGUUUGCUGAGGUGACUUUUUUCAAUCCCGUCAUUGAGAGACGGCCAAAGUUGCAAAGACAAAAGAAGAUUUUCUCGAAGCAGCAAGGUAAAACCUUCCUGCGAGCCCCUCAGAUGAACAUCAACAUCGCCACCUGGGGCCGCCUGGUGAGAAGAGCCAUACCGACAGUCAGCACCAACUCCUUCAGCCCGCAGGCGGCAGAGUCCGGGCAGAGCAGCCUCCCCGGUUCACCGACGCCCUGCAGUGACCCACUGGUGACCAAGCUGGACUUUGACAAAGAGCCGACCCCAGGACCCAAACACUACACGGCACCCGACGACAUCCGAGAACCGCUGGUCCAGGACAAGCUGCCGGACAAAGAGGAGGAACAGGAUGCGCUCGCCUCCUUUGACUUCUUGAACAAGAGGAACAGCAUGGCGGUGAAGCCGGACCAGGACGGACUGCUGGAGCAGGAGAUGCAGCAGCCGGACCUGGAGCUCAUCGCCAUCCCCAAAGGCUCGGAAAUAAGGGAAGAAGAUCCGUUCCACUUCAGCCUCCAAGACUUCAAAUGUGUGGCGGUCCUCGGACGUGGUCACUUUGGAAAGGUGUUGUUGGCAGAAUACAAAAGCACAGGAGAGAUGUUUGCUAUCAAAGCGCUGAAGAAAGGAGACAUCGUGGCUCGCGAUGAGGUGGACAGUCUCAUGUGCGAGAAGAGGAUCUUCGAGGCUGUAAACAGCGUCCGCCACCCGUUCCUGGUCAACCUGUUUGCGUGUUUCCAGACGCAGGAGCAUGUUUGUUUUGUCAUGGAGUACGCUGCGGGAGGCGACCUAAUGAUGCACAUCCACGCUGACGUGUUCUCCGAGCCGAGGGCCGUAUUUUAUGCAGCCUGCGUCGUAUUGGGAUUACAGUUCUUACAUGACCAUAAGAUCGUGUACAGAGAUUUGAAGCUGGAUAACCUCCUCCUGGACACAGAGGGCUAUGUCAAGAUUGCUGACUUUGGGCUUUGCAAAGAAGGAAUGGGCUUCAAGGACCGCACCAGCACGUUUUGUGGCACGCCUGAGUUUCUGGCUCCUGAGGUUUUGACCGAAACGUCGUACACUCGCGCUGUGGAUUGGUGGGGGCUGGGUGUCCUCAUCUUUGAGAUGCUUGUUGGGGAGUCGCCCUUCCCCGGUGACGACGAGGAGGAGGUGUUUGACAGCAUCGUCAACGAUGAAGUCCGCUACCCACGAUUCCUCUCGACCGAGGCCAUCUCCAUCAUGAGGAGGCUUUUGAGAAGGAAUCCAGAAAGACGACUGGGGGCAGGAGAUAAGGACGCCGAGGAGGUGAAGAAACAUCUAUUCUUCAGGAACAUGGAUUGGAGCGGACUGUUGGCCAAGAAGGUGAAGCCGCCCUUCGUGCCGACCAUUCAGGGCGCCAACGACGUCAGCAACUUUGACGACGAAUUUACCUCAGAGGCUCCCAUCUUAACCCCGCCCAGGGAACCCCGACCGCUGAACUCGGACGAGCAGCACAUGUUCUCUGACUUUGAUUACAUCGCUGACUGGUGUUAGCUUCAUGUACUUUCACCCUCAAACACACACACUGUGAACCAACCAACCAACACAGCAAUGGCUGUAGCUCACAUCAGUUUUAAAGCCCAGAAUGUUGAGGAGGAGGAGGAGGAGGAGCGACGAGUGCGGCGGCUCCCCCGAGCCUUUGAGGCAAAACUCUGUGCCAUUGAGAAGAAAGUCCAGCAGCCUCUAGAGGACCCCCACUUAUUUUUUUAAAUCUAUAUGAAGUUUUUUUUUUUUUAAACAAAACAAGAAGAAAAAAAGUCUGUUGUUGGAGAAUGAACGAGGAGCGCUUCUUCCUUCCUGCACACUUGGUCGUUGUGUCCAUUGUCUGACCACUGAGAAUGUUUUUCAUAAGAACUCUUGAGCAGACAGCAACAUCACAACCAUGUUAUUCAGUGUCCUUGUCGUCAGUUUU